This is a messenger RNA of Hyla sarda, 3097 nucleotides long. RefSeq names its product NADH:ubiquinone oxidoreductase subunit A12 (gene NDUFA12). Lineage: Eukaryota; Metazoa; Chordata; Amphibia; Anura; Hylidae. Gene Ontology annotation, biological process: mitochondrial respiratory chain complex I assembly; response to oxidative stress. The transcript has 4 exons. Bases 89 to 529 code for a protein of 146 amino acids. Gene Ontology annotation, cellular component: membrane. The record is from RefSeq and is a predicted model, not a curated record.
ACUCUUCUGUGGGACCGUUUAUUCGGAGUUACUGUUUCCAGACGGAAGACGUUUUAAGGCGGACCCUGCCAGUGCAGCCCUGCACAAUAUGGCGGAGUACUUUCAAGUAGCCCGGAGGGCGCUGCAGCAGAUCCGGGGACAAGGUGGAAUUGUCGGGUCCUUCUGGCAGCUGCUCAGAUCUGCUGACCUAAAAACUGGCGCUCUUGUUGGAAUUGACAAGUAUGGCAAUAAAUAUUAUGAAGACAAGAGAUACUUCUUUGGACGUCACCGAUGGGUAGAAUAUACAAUAGAGAUGAAUGGAAAAUAUACAUACUGGAAUAUUGAUGGAAGCAUGGUACCCCCUGAAUGGCAUCGCUGGCUGCAUUGCAUGACUGAGGAGCCUCCAUCUACUCACCCUCCCACCACUCAUAAAUAUGUAUGGAAGAAUCACAAAUUCAAUCUUAGUGGCACUGCUGAACAGUAUGUACCAUAUUCUACCACUCGCAAGAAGAUUGAAGAAUGGGUUCCUCCUAGGCCAUCCCAGAAUUAACAGUACAUUGUAGUAAUAUACAGUAUUUAAUAAAAAAAAAAAAUUUCCUUCCAAUUAUGAGCAAGUUUUAUAAAUCAUGUAUCUCUUAACUUCUGUCUUAAUGAACAGCUUAGUCUGUGGUGGACUGAUGUCUUGAGUGAGAUAUCCAGAUAUAUAAAUGUAAUGGACAAGUAAAAUGGACUAUGAAAGUAAAGCUGGGUGGACAUAAUGCUAAACCAGUAUGUUGUUUUUAUAUGUCAGACACCUGUGAAAAGCAAUUUCCCCAAAUAUCGCUAAGGCUCCUGUCACUUUAUAACCUAUAUAAAAACUACUGACUUUUCUGUUUCCCUGCUUACGGUAUUUAACAAAUUUAAGGGGUUAUUGAGCAUAAAACUUUUUUACCCUCUUAAGGAUACAGGCUGUACAUGUACGUCCUGUGUCUGCUCCUGUUGUUUGAAAUGCGCUCAGCAACCAGGACCCACGGCUAAUGCCAGACAUCGCUGAUUGGGCCGCUGUCUGGCAUUAAUCUUUUAGACCCAGUAUCUAAAAGUGGUAAAAACACAUGCCAGAUAGCUCAGAGUGCUGAUUGGGACUGCUGCAAUGAAUUUGUGGGGUCCUGAUCAGCUGUUAGGAUGGGUGGAGGUCUCCUACCUGGAUCUCUCGCUCCCUUUUUGCAGGAAGCCAUGACAUCCUGUAGUAACAGAGCACUGAUACCACUGAUCAAUGCUAUGGCACAGCAUUUAACAGUGUAUGCAAUCUAAAAAUUGCAUGCAACAGUCCCCUAUGGGGCCAAAAAAUUGUGAAACAAAGUUAAUAAAUGUGAAUAAGCCCCUUCACCUGAUAAAAGUAUGAAUCACUUCCUUUUCCCAUUUUUUUUUUUAAAUAAUGUAACGAAGAAUAAACAUAGUAACAUAGUCCAUAAGGUUGAAAAAAGACCAGAGUCCAUCAAGUUCAACCUAUAAUCCUAAUGAGUCCCUACUGAGUUGAUCCAGAGGAAGGCAAAAAGAACCUCAUCUUAGGGUAAAAAUUCCUUCUCGACUCCAAAUAUAGCAAUCACAAUAAAUCCCUGGAUCAACCUUCUGUCCCUAUAGAUCUAGAAUCCAUAACCUGUAAUGUUGUUGUUCUUCAAAAAUGCAUCCAGGCCCCUUUUGAACUCUUUUACAGAGUUCACCAUGACCACCUCCUCUGGGAGAGCGUUCCAUAGUCUCACUGCUCUUACAGUAAAGAACCCCCGUCUGUAGAAACCUUUGUUUUGUCCCUCAAGACAAAGAGGAUGUCCCAUUGUUAUAGAUACAGUUCUGGGUAUAGAUAGAUCAUGGGAGAGAUCUCUGUACUGUCCCCUGAUAUAUUUAUACAUAGUUAUUAGGUCACCCCUUAACCUUUUUUUUUUUUUUUUUUUCAAAACUAAAUAAACCCAAUUCUGAUAAUCUUUCUGGCUACUGUAGUCCUCCCAUUCCCCGUAUUACCCUGGUUGCCCGUCUUUGAACCCUCUCCAGCUCCCCUAUAUCUUUCUUGUACACUGGUGCCCAGUACUGUACACAGUAUUCCGUGUGUGGUCUGACUAGGGAUUUGUACAGCGGAAGAAUAAUUUAUUGGUCGUGGGCAUCUAUGCCCCUAUUGAUGCACCCCAUGAUUUUAUUAGCCUUGGCAGCAGCUGCCCGACACUUGUCGCUACAGCUAAAUUUACUAUUAACCAAGACUCCUAAAUCCUUUUCCAUGUCAGUCGUCCCAAGUGUUCUCCCAUUUAAUACAUAACCCCAGCCUGGAUUUUUCAUUUCCUCAUGUGCAAAUUUUACAUUUAUCUGCUUUGAACCUUAUCUGCCACUUCCCAGCCCAAACCUCCAACCUAUCCAGAUUCAUUUGUAACAGUGCACUGUCCUCUAUUGUGUUGACCACUUUACAGAGUUUAGUAUCAUCUGCAAAGAUUGCUACUUUACUAUACUUGUGGUCGAGGCUACAACGUGACCAGCUGCCUGCGACUAAUCACUACAACAACACACAAUAUUGGUAAUAACGAUAAACCAUAAUAAGGAUAGUGAUAAUGAUAACGGUUAUAACAAUAACCACAGUAAUGGUAACAGUAAUAACGAUAACCGUAAUAAUGAUGGCAGUGAUAAUACCGUAAUAACGAUAACCAUAAUACCGUAAUAACGAUAACAGUAAUAACCAUAACAGUAAUGACUAUAAUCAUAAUAAUACUACAAAUGACAGCAAUAAUAAUACCUAUACCAUGGAAUAUACAAAUAAUAACAGGAAUAAUAGCAUACUUACAGCGGUUAGAAGUGUGCUCAAAACCCCAACGGUGGGCACGCCUAUAGGGGCCCAAAAAAAACGUGGUAGUAAUCAGAAAACCAAUUAUCGCUUACCUUGUUCAAAUACUCAACCUUGAAGAAUAGUACAGAAUACCAGGAACCACAUAACGUAUACCUUGCGCGUUGAGGUGCCAGGGGCGUACAAAAGCCUGUGUAAAAUCUAUUCGACUGGCUGUAAAUGUUGUAUCUGUACGAUUGAUGAUACUUAACAUGAUCGUUAGUAGUAAGCUAUAACCUCUUGCAGGGCCCCGUCCAUAAAGGGACAAAAAAUAAAAAU